Messenger RNA from Melopsittacus undulatus (budgerigar), 1734 nucleotides. It is a transcript of the gene RAB5B, whose product is annotated as RAB5B, member RAS oncogene family. The transcript is spliced from 6 exons. The record is from RefSeq and is a predicted model, not a curated record. Gene Ontology annotation, cellular component: Golgi apparatus; endosome. Gene Ontology annotation, molecular function: GTPase activity; GTP binding. Lineage: Eukaryota; Metazoa; Chordata; Aves; Psittaciformes; Psittaculidae. The coding region runs from base 128 to 775 and encodes 215 amino acids.
UCCCGCCCGCGGCAGGAGGGGUUGGCUGAGCCGCUGUUUGUGAGCUCCGGGGCCGCGACGGGAGGGCCGGGCCGGGCGCUGAGGAGGAGCGAGCGGACACCCCGCGGCAUUCCCAGUGAGCGGGGCCAUGAGCAGCCGAGGCGCAGCCAGGCCGAACGGGCAGUCCCAAGCUGGGAAGAUCUGUCAGUUCAAACUGGUGCUGCUGGGGGAGUCGGCAGUGGGUAAAUCCAGCCUGGUGCUGCGCUUCGUCAAGGGCCAGUUCCACGAGUACCAGGAGAGCACCAUCGGAGCGGCAUUCCUCACACAAUCCGUCUGCCUGGAUGACACAACGGUCAAGUUCGAGAUCUGGGAUACAGCCGGGCAGGAACGGUACCACAGCCUGGCCCCCAUGUACUACCGGGGGGCCCAGGCCGCCAUCGUGGUCUAUGAUAUCACCAACCAGGAAACCUUUGCACGGGCCAAGACAUGGGUGAAGGAGCUGCAGCGCCAGGCGAGCCCCAGCAUCGUCAUCGCCCUGGCCGGCAACAAAGCCGACCUGGCCAGCAAGCGCAUGGUGGAGUACGAGGAGGCUCAGGCAUAUGCAGAUGACAACAGCCUCUUGUUCAUGGAGACGUCGGCCAAGACGGCCAUGAACGUCAAUGACCUCUUCCUGGCCAUCGCCAAGAAGCUGCCAAAGAGCGAUCCGCAGAGCACGAGUGGGGCCGGCGGCCGGGGCCGUGGUGUGGACCUGCACGAGCAGAGCCAGCAGCACAGGAGCCAGUGUUGUAGCAACUGAGGCGGAUCCGGGACCCCUCCAUCCCCCCCAGCACCCCCAGGCCCUGCCGUGCCCCUCACCGCACUCCCGGGAGCUCCGUCGGCUGCGGAUUGGACUUGGGAUGGGAAUCCAGACUCUUCCUCACUUUGUAUCAUAGGCGCCCGCAGCCCCCCGAGCUCCCGCGGAGCCGGGAGCUUCCCAGCUGCGGGAAUGUGGGAACGUCCGCGGGGUCUGGCACCGAUUUCUGUUGGAUUUCCCUUAUUUUUAUUAUUCCCCCCCCCUCAUUUUUCCUCUUCCUCCUCUUUGCUCUAUGGGGAGGGAGGAAGCUGCAGCUCCCUCACUUCCUCCUAUGGGUGGCCUUGACUCCCGGCUCUGGCCGGAGGAUGGGAAUGCUGCGGGGAUGGGGCCAUGAGGACCCCCCCGGCCCCGGCUCUCCCCACGGUUCCUCCCCAGCCGGUGCCGGCGUCUCCGGUUUGCACUUUAGUCACGGAAACGUCCCCUUCGGAUGCACCUUGGGGGGGUUUGGGUUCACUUCGGGCCCCCCCCACUGCAGAGCCCCCGGGUUUGGCUUCUCCUGGAGCAUUCCCAGCUGCAGGAAUCCUCCGGAGCAUUGGGAUGCUCCCAGGUCCCAGCAAGCCAAAAGGGCCCCAUGGAGACACCCCAAUGGGGGACACCCCAGGGGCCAGCUCCUGCUCUCCCCAUGGGUUCAGGCUGCGCACAGCAUGGGGGGGCCCACCCUACCCGUGGCUGUGGGGCAGAGGGACCCGUCUCGUAUGAAGCCCCCUAUUGCAGGGGCAGAUCCCCCCCCCCUCCCCAGCCCCUCAGAUCAGGGCUUGGUGUUGAACCGGGGCUGGGGUCCCUGUUUCUGCCCCCUUUUUCUCCCCGUUAUGCCCUGGUUUGGGGUCACGCUGCAGCUUCCCCCCCCCCCCCCCUUCCUUUCCUGAUCAUUCUUAUUAUAAUUAUAAUGAUUUUGGCUUCGA